Pyrus x bretschneideri (Chinese white pear) is the source of this 1419-nucleotide messenger RNA. RefSeq names its product leucoanthocyanidin reductase. The record is from RefSeq and is a predicted model, not a curated record. NCBI's taxonomy places the organism in Eukaryota, Viridiplantae, Streptophyta, Magnoliopsida, Rosales, Rosaceae. Bases 66 to 1124 code for a protein of 352 amino acids. Gene Ontology annotation, molecular function: oxidoreductase activity. The transcript is spliced from 5 exons.
AAAAAACAAAGAAAGAAGAAGAAGAGUCAAGGCUUCUUUAGCAGGAAGGAAGAGCAGUAGCAGCCAUGACUGUUUCAUCUUCUCUUUCCGUUGCCAAAAAUGGCAGAGUCCUCAUCGCCGGUGCCACCGGUUUCAUCGGGAGGUUCGUAGCUGAAGCCAGCCUCGCAGCCGGUCAACCCACGUAUGUUCUCGUCCGGCCCGGCCCCCUGCACCCUUCUAAGGCUGACACCGUCAAGUCCUUCAAAGACAAAGGCGCAAUAAUCUUACACGGGCUGAUUUCUGAUAAAACCCUAAUGGAGAAAAUGCUAAGAGAGCAUGAAAUCGAGAUAGUAAUAUCAGCCGUGGGUGGUGCCACAAUAUUGGACCAGAUUACCCUAGUCGACGCCAUUGCGGCAGUUGGUACAGUUAAGAGAUUUUUGCCGUCGGAGUUUGGACACGAUGUGGACAGGGCUGAUCCGGUGGAACCAGGGCUCACCAUGUACUUGGAGAAACGCAAGGUUAGACGUUCCGUCGAGAAAUCCGGGGUACCCUACACUUACAUUUGCUGCAACUCGAUUGCUUCUUGGCCCUACUUUGACAACACCCACCCUUCUGAGGUUCUGCCACCGUUGGAUCGGUUCCAAAUCUACGGUGAUGGCACCGUCAAAGCCUACUUUAUUGACGGUACUGAUAUCGGCAAGUUCACAAUGAAAACGGUGGACGACAUCCGAGCAAUCAACAAAAAUGUUCAUUUCCGACCGCCGAGCAACUUAUACGACAUCAAUGGGCUUGCAUCUCUGUGGGAGAAGAAAAUUGGCCGGACCCUCCCUAGAGUCACCGUCACUGAAGAUCACCUACUAGCCCUUGCUGCAGAGAACCGUAUACCAGAAAGCAUAGUGGCCUCGUUCACGCAUGACAUCUUUAUCAAAGGAUGUCAGGUUAAUUUUGCGGUGGAAGGGCCUCGUGAUGUGGAAGUGGGAACUCUCUACCCUGGAGAUUCUUUCAGGACCUUGGAUGAGUGCUUCAAUGACUUUCUUCUCAAGUUGAAGGACAACCUAGAGCUACUGCAAGAGGAGGAGGAUCAGAAAGUCUCCACCGAAAGCACCGUUGUGGAAUCCAGGGCUGUGACUGCCACUUGUGCUUGAUCACAUCAAGACCGUCGACGACGAAAUUCAUGUUCUGGAUUUAUUACUAGGAAAAGAAAUGUUCCAACAGUUUGGGGGUGAGCUUGUUAUAAAAUUGGUAUGGAGGGGGGGGGGGUUUCUAGGUUUUCUUCGAGGAAGAUACUAAUUUGAUUGUUUUUUUCGCUGGACAAGGAAACUGGAUUUUCAUUUUACAUUGUUAAAAAGAAUUCCAGUUUGUUGUGAAUGUUGGAUAAUUCAAUUCAACGUAAUAAUGUAAUAAGUCUGGUAAUUAUUUGAGAUUAUUAAGUAUUCGAUA